CGGCGCGGAUGGCGGGCGGCGCGGGCUGGGCGGGCGCCCCCGCGGCUCUGCUGCGCUCCGUGCGCCGCCUGCGCGAGGUGUUCGAGGUGUGCGGCCGCGACCCCGACGGCUUCCUGCGCGUGGAGCGCGUCGCGGCGCUCGGGCUGCGCUUCGGCCAGGGAGAGGAGGUGGAAAAACUUGUGAAAUAUCUGGACCCCAACGACCUGGGGAGAAUCAACUUCAAGGACUUUUGCAGAGGGGUGUUCGCCAUGAAAGGCUGUGAGGAACUGCUGAAGGAUGUGCUGUCCGUGGAGAGCACAGGGCCACUGUCCUGCAUGCCAGAGAUCUCUGACUGUGGGGAGCAGGAGAGCGAGGGACCAGACCCCACCUUUGCUGAUGGCGAGCUCAUCUCCCGGGAACCCAGCUUCUUUCCUGAAGAUGAAGAGGAGGCUAUGAUGCUGGCGCCCCCCGAGGGCUCUCUGGACUCUGACAUGGACAGCCCCAUGGAGAGUACCCAUUUGGAGGGGUCUGUCGGGUGCCCCCCUGAAAAGGAUGGGGGGCUCCGGGGCCUCUUUCUGCCAGAGGACAAGUCCCUGGUGCACACACCAUCCGCGACACCAUCGGACCUGUCUACACACUCCACCACGUCACUUCUCAGUAGUGAGGAGCAGUUUGAAGACUAUGGGGAGGGGGACGAUGUGGACUGUACUCCCAGCAGCCCUUGUCCAGAUGACGAGACCCGGACCAACGUCUACUCGGACCUGGGCUCUUCUGUAUCUUCCAGUGCUGGGCAAACUCCCAGGAAGACACGGCACAUGUACAACAGUGAACUGCUGGAUGUUUACUGCUCUCAGUGUUGCAAGAAGAUCAAUCUGCUGAAUGACUUGGAAGCGCGACUAAAAAACUUGAAGGCCAACAGCCCCAACCGAAAGAUCUCCAGCACAGCAUUUGGACGGCAGCUCAUGCACAGCAGCAAUUUCAGCAGCAGUAACGGUAGCACCGAGGAUCUGUUCCGGGACAGCAUUGACUCCUGUGACAACGACAUCACAGAGAAGGUAAGCUUCCUGGAGAAAAAGGUGACGGAACUGGAGAACGACAGUCUUACCAACGGAGAUCUGAAGAGCAAGCUGAAGCAGGAGAACACUCAGCUGGUGCACAGGGUGCAUGAGCUGGAGGAGAUGGUGAAGGACCAAGAGACGACAGCAGAGCAAACCCUGGAGGAGGAGGCCCGGCGACACCGAGAGGCCUACAGCAAGCUGGAGCGGGAGAAGAGCACGGAAAUUGAGCUGCUCAACACCAGGAUGCAGCAGUUGGAGGAAGAAAAUUCGGAUCUCACCACCACAGUGGCCCGGCUCAGGUCACAGACAGAGAAGCUGGAUGAGGAGCGGCAGCGCAUGUCUGACAGGCUGGAGGACACCAGCCUGCGGCUCAAGGAUGAGAUGGAUCUGUACAAGCGCAUGAUGGACAAGUUGCGGCAGAACCGCCUCGAGUUCCAGAAGGAGCGGGAGGCCACGCAGGAGCUCAUUGAAGACUUGCGGAAGGAGCUGGAGCACCUGCAGAUGUACAAGCUGGACUGUGAGCGGCCAGGCAGGGGCCGCAGCUCAUCCUCCAACCUGGGCGAGUUCAAUGCCAGGGCCCGGGAGGUGGAGCUGGAACAUGAGGUGAAACGGCUCAAACAGGAGAACCAUAAGCUGCGAGAUCAGAAUGAUGAUUUAAAUGGACAAAUCUUGAGCCUCAGCCUCUAUGAAGCAAAGAACCUCUUUGCCACCCAGACCAAAGCGCAGUCUCUGGCUGCAGAAAUAGACACAGCCUCCCGUGAUGAGCUCAUGGAAGCCCUAAAAGAGCAGGAGGAGAUCAACUUCCGGCUGAGACAGUACAUGGACAAGAUUAUCCUGGCCAUUCUGGACCACAACCCCUCCAUCCUCGAGAUCAAGCACUGAAAGCAGGAGGCUGGCCAAAAGGCCUCCUACCCCAGGGGCCAGGGGCAAGCCUGCCUGAGGGUGCAGUCCAACAGGCCAGCAGACUGUCAGUGUAUCACUGGCCACUGGGGGACAUGUACACCUGUGUGAGGGAGGCUGUUCCCAGUGGGGAACGGGCAUGGCAGGGAGACUACACGGUUCAUUCACUUUGUCGUCUCGCUGCAGGAGUGCCCACUAUAGGAGUUCGUGUAAUAAGGUCUGGAAGCUUGUAAAACUGGAUGAAAUGAUUCUUCUACCUCUGGGUUAAGGAUUAAAACUACUCUAACAA
Molecule: messenger RNA, 2226 nt
Organism: Suncus etruscus (white-toothed pygmy shrew)
Lineage: Eukaryota; Metazoa; Chordata; Mammalia; Eulipotyphla; Soricidae
Gene: RAB11FIP4
Product: RAB11 family interacting protein 4
Exons: 15
Coding region: 9-1919 (636 amino acids)
Biological process (GO): regulation of cytokinesis; endocytic recycling
Cellular component (GO): midbody; endocytic vesicle; cleavage furrow
Molecular function (GO): calcium ion binding
Source: RefSeq, a predicted model, not a curated record